Molecule: messenger RNA, 328 nt
Organism: Cetraspora pellucida
Lineage: Eukaryota; Fungi; Glomeromycota; Glomeromycetes; Diversisporales; Gigasporaceae
Source: the annotation of a GenBank genome assembly
AUGUCUUAUUUUUUGAUACUUCCUGAUGCAAGCAAUCGACCUCUUACAGAUAAUGAACUUUCCUUCAACCGAGUACAAAAUUUUGGACCCACACCAGGAUACGGUCCCAUUAGAACACCUGCUUGCAAAUUAAUGGCUACUCCAAUGUCUAUGGGUGGGAUGUUGGAGGAGGACCGAAAUCAAACUUAUGACUUGCCCACUGAAAUUCAAAGUGUAGACAAUUUGCCAUUUUUUAAACAAGAAGACAUACAAUACUUUGAUAAAAAACGGAACCCUGCCCAUGAGAAAGACGGCACUUCGCAAAUAACUGACAAAGCUCAAGAUUUUG